UUGCCUAGCACAGAUUUUUGGGUCAUCGUAUUCAACCUUCAAAACGUAGCGACAGAACUACAUAAACAGAGGAGAUAUACCGAAGAAGAAGUAGUGUACAGACAGGCACUAAUGGCAUACGAAAAUACGCUAGGGGACGAGCACGUACAAACGAUUUCAACGAUCGCAGAGCUAGCAUACGUGACACAAGAACUAGAAAAGUGGGAAGAGGCAGAAAAUUGGUACAAAAGGUAUCUAGAGUUACAACGGAAGAAGUACGGAUAUUGGCAUCAAUCAACGCUUCCAGUCGCGCGUCAAUUGGUGCUUAUGUUUGCAAAGCUGGGGAAACCCACAGAGGCAGUAUAUUUCUACAAAGAUGCACUAAAGGGGUAUCAAAGUACUUCUGAAAAUGAUACCAGAUCAUUGCUUUCAUUCGGAAGUGACCUGGGGUCACUUCUAGUUUCUAUGGAAAAGUAUGAAGAGGCGGAGUUGUUGUGUAGAGAGUUGCUAUCAGUAUACCAAGAGAAGGAUUGGCAUCAAACUGAAGAUGCGUUCUCGGUGAGAAAAACUCUGGCGGAGAUUCUCAACUUCCAAAAAAAGUACGAUGAAGCAAAGGAUCAGUAUAGAGAUUUGUCACAACUGCAGUCAAAACAAUUGCUGGAAGAUUGUGACAAAAUCCAGAAGCUGAUUGUCCAGGGAAUGUACGAUCAGGCAAAUUAUGUCUGUAUACAGGCUCUAGGAGCAUGUAGAAAGAAUUUCGGGAUUGACUCCCCACAAUCAGUGCCAUUGUUGCGGGAAUUGAGUGCUGCCCUGUUAUAUCAGCAAAGGCUUGUGGAGGCGGAAAAUAUCCUUAGACGAGCACUAAAGAUUCACGAAGUGCCAUUUGAAGAUUCUGAUAUUACCAUACUAGAUGUCAUGCGAGAUCUGGGCAAGGUGAUAGAGAUGCGAGGAAGACUCGACGAGGCACAUGUUAUGAGAAUGCGGAUGGCAGAUGCAGUAGUGGAUAUGGGCACGCAAGCGGCGCAAGCAGUGCAAGCAGUGUUGGGAACGAAAGAACAAGCGACGGCGCGACAGCUACAGGCAGCACGAGCGGCAGUACGAGAGCGAGAGAUAGCGCAAGCAGCAGCGCAAGAGCUACAGGUAGCUCAGGAAACCAUAGAGAUGCAAAACGAGCAGGAUACGAAUUCUGGGGACACAUCGGAGGAUUGGGAUUGGGAUUCGGAUUCGGAUGACAUUAUAUUUUGA
Bipolaris victoriae FI3 is the source of this 1224-nucleotide messenger RNA. RefSeq lists its product as hypothetical. Gene Ontology annotation, molecular function: protein binding. NCBI's taxonomy places the organism in Eukaryota, Fungi, Ascomycota, Dothideomycetes, Pleosporales, Pleosporaceae. The transcript has a single exon. The annotation marks the transcript as partial. The record is from RefSeq and is a predicted model, not a curated record.